AUGUUAAUCAAAAUAAUCUUGGCUUUGGUGCACAUUGGCUUUUCAGUGGUUUUCGACGUUUCUGAGUACAAAAUGCCCCUUUAUGUGUUGUCAGCCAUUUUAACAAUGAUUGGGAUCUACAAUUCAAACAAAGAGUUCGGAUUCUUAUUAUAUACCUUUAUCACAUUCAUCAAUACAUUUAUCAAAGGAUUUGUCCUCGAAGUAAGUAUAUUACUAUUUGUAGAUGUAUUUGCAUAAUAGACAUUCGUUGCUUGAUCCAAAAUCAUUGAAAUUGGCAUUAUAUGUGUUCAUUAUAACAAUAGUUUUGGGAAAUCCUUUUGUAAUAAAGAGAAUCUCAAGUUUUCUUGAUUCUCAUUACACUUUAAAAUUUGGAUUGAAUUUGUCUGACAAGGUUUCCUAAUGUAUUACGCUAUCAAAUUGUUAUCACCAUGUUUUAAGUCAGCCAAAUCCAAGUCUGGUUGAAUUGGCAGUGAUCACUACAGUUGGAUUUUCAAUAACGAAUUUAGUGAUCUAUUUUGGAUUGUUGGAAUCGAAAUCGCAAGGAGAAUCAAUUAAGAUUAUGCGAUAAUCAACAAUAGACAAUUUCAUCACAUAUUCGUUUGCAAUAGCAAAUGUGUAUGCCUGGAAUUUCCACUUGAAGCCUCAACUCAGUGUUUAGUCCAAUAAUGUGAACGACAUAAGAAUAGCAGUCAGUGUUUCAUUCAUUGUGAUUUAUAGUAAAAUAUAAUUCAACUAUGAAUAGCAUUAUUGUCCAUGUUGCAUAGCACACAUUAGAAAAAGGAUAAAAAAGAAUGAUGAGGAAUAAAUAAUAUAUUAUUUUCG
Paramecium octaurelia is the source of this 822-nucleotide messenger RNA. Lineage: Eukaryota; Ciliophora; Oligohymenophorea; Peniculida; Parameciidae. The record is from the annotation of a GenBank genome assembly.